Molecule: messenger RNA, 716 nt
Organism: Sorghum bicolor (sorghum)
Lineage: Eukaryota; Viridiplantae; Streptophyta; Magnoliopsida; Poales; Poaceae
Product: NADH dehydrogenase [ubiquinone] 1 beta subcomplex subunit 8, mitochondrial
Exons: 4
Coding region: 97-471 (124 amino acids)
Source: RefSeq, a predicted model, not a curated record
CUUCCUUCUGUCUCCACCGCCGCCGACGAGCCGCGCAACCGCACCCACAUUACACGACCGACGACUCGCACAGAUCGGAGAGUGAGCGAGCGAGAGAUGGCCGGGAGGCUAACCGCGGCGGGAUCCCGCAUCCUGGGCGGCGGCGGCGCACGCGCCGCGGCCUCCGCCCUCCGGCACCGCGCCGGCAUGGGCCUCCCCGUCGGCCGCCACAUCGUCCCCGAUAAGCCCGUGCCCGUGAACGACGAGCUGGUGUGGGAUAACGGCACGCCCUUCCCGGAACCCUGCAUCGACCGCCUCGCCCCGCACAUCGGCAAGUACGAGGCGUUGGCGUGGCUGUGCGGAGGGCUGGGGUUCUUCGCUGUCCUUGGCGUGGCUGCUGCUGUGAACGACAAGGCCUCCAAGAUACCAUAUACUCCCAAAGUCUACCCGUACGACAACUUGAGAGCUGAACUUGGUGACAGACCAUUUUAGAUUAUUCAUCUGUUUGAUGACAAGGCACUUUGAUGAAUUUAGCUCUAUAUCUCCUUCCAUCAGAGAAAAGCAGGGAAAACUUGUUUACCAUGGUUGUUUUUAUUUUGUUGUGAUUGCCUUGUUGUAAACUACCGUUGUGUGAUUUGCUGUGAAGCAUGGGUUUGCCCUACAAUAAUGCAACCAGCUCCUUAUGCUACGGAUUCGAGUAUUAACAAUCCAUCCGGUGCCAGAAUUUCUUUUGUUCA